Messenger RNA from Alosa sapidissima (American shad), 1321 nucleotides. RefSeq names its product erythroid membrane-associated protein-like. The transcript is spliced from 2 exons. Gene Ontology annotation, molecular function: protein binding. The record is from RefSeq and is a predicted model, not a curated record. The coding region runs from base 7 to 573 and encodes 188 amino acids. Lineage: Eukaryota; Metazoa; Chordata; Actinopteri; Clupeiformes; Clupeidae.
CAUGACAUGAAGAGGAUUAAAAGUCAUGCAGUGGAUGUGACUCUGGAUCCUGACACAGCACAUGCCUCUCUCAUCCUGUCUGCUGAUGGGAAACGAGUGAGAUAUGGUGACACAAAACAGAAUGUCCCUGACAACCUAAAAAGGUUCAGUCCUGUUGUAAGUGUCUUGGGAAAACAGGGGUUUUCUGCAGGCAGAUUCUACUAUGAGGUUCAGGUCAAGGGGAAGACUGCGUGGACCUUAGGGGUGGCCAGAGAGUCCAUUACCAGGAAGGGAAAGAGCCCUAAGAAUGGAUACUGGACAAUACGUCUGCGUAAUGGGACUGAGUAUAAGGCACUAGCUGAUCCCUCUGUUCCCCUCUCCCUGAAAGAGAAGCCCCAUAGGGUGGGGGUGUUUGUGGAUUAUGAGGCAGGUCUGGUCUCCUUUUAUGAUGCAGACUGUUGGUAUCAUCUCUACUCUUAUAAUGUUAAGUUCACUGAGAAACUUUACCCAUUCUUCUAUCCUGGUCUUAAUGAUGGAGGUAAGAACUCCUCUCCUCUCAUCAUCUGCUCAGUUUCUAUCUGCCCCAUCAAUUAAUGUAUAAUGAUGGUGGAUGUUUUAUUAAAUUCAGACUCCAGAUGUUUAUUACCCCCCUAAAACUCUUCUCUGCUCCUGAAAAGUGUAUGUUCAGAAGGUUAUUUUUUCAUGGAAAAUCCCCUCAUGGCCUUAAAAUGGUUUAUAUGCAUAUCUGUCGCAUACUGAGGCUGUGAUCGGUCGACCAGAAAUCCAAAGCAGAAAACCUCGUCAUGACAUUGACUACACAUUUUGCUUGUGAUAAAGUAUGUCUUGUAAAAUAUAGCAGAUAUCAUGCAGAAAGUUACAAACUUGAUUUUCACUGGAGGGGAUCUUAAACUAGUUAUUUUUUCAUAAUAAUAUUUUGAUCUUAUGCAAAUGAAUCUCACCGCUUUCAUAAACCCAUUUGUAUUUGCUUAUUUACAUGAUUGUACACUGAUUAUUUAAGUUGUGACACAACUCAUUCCCAGUGUACUGGGUACUAAGGGUUGCACAGAGUAAGUGCUCGGGUAAUCGAGUAGCAACAUCAAUGCUUGAGCCUCUUAAGCUCGAGAUCUUGUUAACCACACAAUGUUAGACAAUUAUAGAGAGUGUGUCUGUGUUUUCUUUUAGACCAUGAUUGAUAAUCAGUAUCUUUUUUACAGUAAUAUAUAGAAUGCAACAGAUUUUGCUUGCUUGUAUACUCAAAUCAUAGACUAAAUAAGAAUCCAAGUACAUUGUUUUAUAGAUCUUUUAGGACAUCUUGGUCAAUAAAUGUACUAUUUACAAUGAA